CUCAAGCUUCCCCCCCCCCCCCCCCUUCUCUCUCUGCAACUGCUAACUUGAGAAUCGCGGGAGCGACACGCACCCACGCACUCCUGUCAGUAUAUCUCACUCGCUGCCACACGCUUCUUCUUCAGCAUCGUCCGGCGGUGGAUGUCCUUGGUGGAUUCGUACUUUGGUUCGUGGCCACAACCGGGGAAUCAGACCAUCACCAAAACUGCACAAUCCCUCCAACCAGUCCUACCAUCACAAUCUGAUCGCUCACGUGAUGGCCCAACCACACGCGACCCUUUUAACUCACCAUCGAUUUAGAGAGAGAAAGAGGAGAGAGAGACUAUUGGGUUUUGAACCUCUGAUUCUUGUAGAUUUUGUAGUUUGCAGUUGCAGAGAUAUAGAGGGGGGGGGGGGAGUUGAGAACGAGAAUAGAGAUAGAUGGAGGCCGAAAGAGGAGAGAGGUGUUGCAAAGCUGUGGCAAAUUGAAUAUAAAAAUAAUUUUUUUAUUACAUGUGUCUAUAAUUAAUUGGUGUAGUCUACCAACUCAGCCAAGAGAGGUGUAUGGACUUGGCCGAUGCAAUAAUUUCUCAUAAACUUGGGCUGGACGGUCUGAGGAGCCUAUACGAGGGAAGCCGUCAGGCCCUACUUGAAUUUUUAAACUAACGGCUCACACAAGUUAAAAUUCAAAUUCUCUCUCCCCCCUCUCAUUCUCCCUCUCACUCCUCUGCACUUUCUCCUAUCCCAAUGGCGACUACCAAUUCCUUCCUCACCACACCAACCAAGACCCCAAGCGACAAGUCCACCUCUUCGUCCGCAUCCAGAAAACACCACCAAUCAACGGACGCAUCUCUUUCCAGCCGAUCAGCUUCCGAAUUCAAGAGCCGAUUCGAGGCCUAUAAUCGCCUACAGGCAGCCGCAGUGGCCUUUGGCGAGAAGCUACCGAUCCCUGAGAUUGUCGCUCUCGGUGGGCAGUCCGAUGGCAAGAGCUCGCUCCUCGAAGCCCUUCUCGGCUUCCGAUUCAACAUUCGCGAGGUUGAGAUGGGCACCAGAAGGCCUCUCAUCCUUCAAAUGGUCCACGAUCCAACAGCGUUGGAGCCACGAUGCCGAUUUCAGGAGGAGGACUCUGAAGAAUAUGGAAGUCCCGUUGUUUUAGCAUCUGCAAUUGCAGAUAUCAUAAAGUCACGAACAGAAUUACUUUUGAAGAAGGCUAAAGCUGCAGUUUCUUCUAAGCCAAUUGUGAUGAGAGCUGAAUAUGCUCAUUGUCCUAAUCUCACCAUCAUUGAUACCCCUGGUUUUGUUCUCAAGGCAAAGAAGGGUGAACCAGAGAACACACCGGAUGAAAUUCUAGCAAUGGUGAAGUCAUUGGCCAGUCCGCCCCAUCGAAUUCUUUUGUUUCUUCAACAGAGUAGUGUGGAAUGGUGCUCAUCUUUAUGGUUGGACGCCAUUCGUGAUAUUGAUCCGACCUUUAGACGGACAAUAAUUGUCGUCUCUAAAUUUGAUAACCGGCUGAAGGAGUUUAGUGACCGAUGGGAAGUGGAUCGAUAUUUGAGUGCAAGUGGUUACCUUGGAGAGAACACUCGCCCAUUUUUUGUGGCCCUGCCAAAGGACAGGAGCACAAUUUCGAAUGAUGAAUUCCGCAGGCAAAUAUUGCAGGUGGACAUUGAAAUAUUGCGUCACCUGCGUGAGGGUGUUAAGGGGGGAUUUGAUGAAGAAAAGUUCAGGUCUCACCUUGGUUUUGGCUGUCUCAGAGAUUAUUUGGAGUCCGAACUUCAAAAGCGAUAUAAAGAAGCUGCACCAGCAACUCUGGCUUUGCUUGAACAACGCUGCAACGAAGUCACUGUUGAACUAGCGAGAAUGGACUCCAAAAUACAAGCCACUUCUGAUGUUGCACAUCUUCGGAGAUCUGCAAUGCUGCAUGCCGCUUCUAUCUGCAACCAUGUGGGAGCAUUGAUUGAUGGAGCAGCAGAUCCUUCCCCAGAGCAAUGGGGGAAGACAACAGAGGAGGAACAGUCGGAGAGUGGGAUUGGGAGCUGGCCUGGCGUUACAGCAAACAUUAAACCUCCUAAUGCCACCCUUCGACUCUAUGGGGGAGCUGCUUUUGAAAGAGUGAUGCAUGAAUUUCGGUGUGCCACAUACUCUAUGGAAUGUCCUCCAGUAUCAAGGGAGAAGGUGGCAAAUAUAUUACUUGCCCAUGCUGGUCGAGGUGGAGGGAGAGGAAUUACUGAAGCAGCUGCAGAGAUUGCACGUGCUGCUGCCCGAUCAUGGCUUGCUCCUCUUCUUGACACUGCAUGUGAUCGGCUAGCUUUUGUUUUGGGGAACCUCUUUGGUCUUGCUGUUGAGAGAAAUCACCACUGCUGCUCAGACUAUGGGAGGAAAAAUGGAGACAUGGAUGGGUAUGUGGGUUUCCAUGCUGCUUUAAGACACUCUUACAACUGUUUUAUAAAGGACCUUGCAAAACACUGCAAGCAGCUAGUUCGGCACCAUCUUGAUUCAGUUACAAGCCCAUAUUCUCAGGUCUGCUAUGAUACUGACUUAAUGGGGAGCUUCAGCUCAGGUGCAAACUCUUUUUACAGAUUUAACCAGGCAUCCACUGCUUCUUUAUCUCUUGAGCUAUCUGAUGGGGGGGCAGCUUUGCGUGAUGAAACUAUGAGAGACCAAGAGAAUAUACCUCCAGAAAAGAGUGCACAGCAGACCACUCCAGGAAAAGGUGCAGAAGCCAGAGAUGCACUGACUGUGCCCGAGACCCCAUCACCUGAUCAGCCAUGUGAUGUAGUUAAGAAGGAACUUGGAAACUGCAUUGAGAUUGGAGCAAGAAAACGGCAUUCAAGAAUGUUAGGCAAUAGCAGAAAUCCAGAUCAUCUGAGAGGCCAAAAUGGUGGUGGUCUUCUAUUUGCAAAUGGAGAAAUUGGUUCAAGAUCAGGCUCAGUAUACUCAGAGAUAUGUUCAUCAGCUGCACUGCAUUUUGCACGGAUACGUGAAGUUCUUGUUGAGCGAAGUGUAACUUCAACCUUGAACUCUGGCUUCUUAACCCCUUGCCGGGAUCGGCUAGUGGUAGCACUCGGACUGGAUUUGUUUGCUGCAAGUGAUGAGAAAUUCAUGGAUAUGUUUGUUGCACCUGGAGCAAUUGACAUCCUUCAGAGUGAGCGGCAGUCUAUUCAGAAGCGUCAGAAAAUACUUCAUUCUUGCUUGAAUGAGUUCAAAAGUGUGGCGCGGGCACUUUGAUCAAUACCCUUUCUCUUUAAACAAAGUUUCAUAGACCAUUAGAAGGGAAUCUGUGAAGGUUUUUAACAUGGUCAACCAAUAUGAAAUUUUCAACGCGGCUUUCAUAACAUUCUCUAUCAUGAUUAUUCUUCCUUUGACUCCAUGAAAGCAAAAGAAGAGGCUCCAGAGGAUUCACAUCUAGUGAACAUUUACUCUUUAGGAGUUUCAUAUAGUAUCUUGUCUCGAGGUGAGUUGCUUCCGUUUGGUUUAUUCAAGACGAUGAUUUAGUUUUUCAAUUUGAUUGUACUUCGAGUGGAACUGAAACAAUUACUUAUGUGAAUUUACUUUUAAGAAUGAAGCUUUUAUAAAACUAAAUUAUAAAAGCACUUGGAUCAUUAGUUCUCCUAGGCUGUUUCAAUGGACUAUCACACAAAUUAUGUCUGUCACUUAAUUUUUAAGCAUUGCUUCUCUUUCUGGUCU
Molecule: messenger RNA, 3663 nt
Organism: Cornus florida
Lineage: Eukaryota; Viridiplantae; Streptophyta; Magnoliopsida; Cornales; Cornaceae
Product: dynamin-related protein 5A
Exons: 9
Coding region: 727-3204 (825 amino acids)
Cellular component (GO): microtubule; cytoplasm; membrane
Molecular function (GO): microtubule binding; GTPase activity; GTP binding
Source: RefSeq, a predicted model, not a curated record